AUGCCAAAAAUGCUAAGUGACACACGCUGGUCAUGUCGUGCAGAUGCUUGUCAAACAUUAGUCCAUGGCUAUGAAAAUAAAAUGAAAAUUUUAUUUGCAUUUUCAACUGACAUUGAAGAAAAAUCUAAAACCGCAAAAGGACUAUUUGAUCAGAUGAGCAAACUUGAGACAUGGAUUUUUGCAGAAUUCUGGAACACUGUUUUGCAGCAUUUCAACAGCAACAGCAAAACUCUGCAGUCUGUUCAGCUGAACUUAAAUGCUGCAGUUGGUGUUUUGAAAUCGUUAAAAGAUUUUAUUAAUGAACAGCGUACUAAAUGUGAAGAAGCUGGCAAUCGUCUAACAGAUACUGAAGAAUAUAUUGUGGAACAUCGCCAUCUUCAAUGCCUGUCAGCAGCCACUUGA
Messenger RNA from Pelobates cultripes (western spadefoot toad), 402 nucleotides. Lineage: Eukaryota; Metazoa; Chordata; Amphibia; Anura; Pelobatidae. The record is from the annotation of a GenBank genome assembly.